Messenger RNA from Phalacrocorax carbo (great cormorant), 4208 nucleotides. The record is from RefSeq and is a predicted model, not a curated record. Lineage: Eukaryota; Metazoa; Chordata; Aves; Suliformes; Phalacrocoracidae.
GGCGGGGCGUGCGGGGCGCGGCGGCUCCGCGGGGCCCGUGGGCGGCGCGGGGCGGCGGCGGGGCCCGGCGGCCGGAGCGAAGCUCGGCGGGGUGCGGGCGCAGAAUCUAAAAAUUUCUGUUGGCAUCACUGAACUUGUCAAAUUCUAACAAAACAGAAGCCAAAUCUGAUUGUUUGGAGCGUGAAAUACACCUAUGUAUGUAUUAAUGUGCACCAUGAUUAGAAGCUUGUAUGUCUCUCAAACAUCAGCAGGGGAUGCGAGUAAAAUACUGAAGUAAUCGGGAAUGAAACUAGGGAGAGUAAAGAUCUGGAAGAAAGAGUAAACAACACUUAAUAACUUUAAGCUAUGAUAAUGCAUCAUGCGUGGAGACUUGACACAAGUGUUUGACACUUUCUGAGCUCUCCAGAACAUUCCAGAUGGAAGAAGUUAGUGUUAUCCAGCAUUCCUGCUGAAUAUAUAACUUACUGCCAUUUCUGAUCUUUGAAGAGAGAUUUAUCGCUUCCUGUGGCAAUACUGAAUACUCAAAAGAUUCAGUCAUUGUGGAUCUAAACUAUUGGUAUAAGGUACAGUAACUGGUAGGAAGAGAGCUGAAGAUAAAAGCCAGAAAUAAAAGGUUGGGAGAAUGCAGGAAGGUGAAAUGGAAGGUGAGGCAGUUGAAGCUAUUGUGGAGGAAUCAGAAACUUUUAUUAAGGGGAAAGAGAGAAAAACCUAUCAGAGACGCCGUGAAGGUGGGCAGGAGGACGAUGCUUGUCAUAUGCCACCAAAUCAAGCAGAUGGAGGUGAAGUAGUGCAGGAUGUCAACAGUGGUGUGCAGAUGGUGAUGAUGGAACAGCUGGAUCCAACCCUUCUUCAAAUGAAGACUGAAGUAAUGGAAGGUGCAGUGCCUCAAGAAACAGAGGCCACGGUGGAUGACACACAGAUCAUAACACUUCAGGUUGUUAAUAUGGAAGAGCAGCCUAUAAACCUUGGUGAGCUUCAGCUGGUCCAAGUACCUGUACCAGUGACUGUACCUGUUGCCACCACGUCUGUGGAAGAACUUCAGGGAGCUUAUGAAAAUGAGGUUUCCAAAGGAGGCCUGCAAGAGGGAGAGCCCAUGAUCUGUCACACCCUCCCUUUACCAGAAGGCUUCCAAGUAGUGAAAGUGGGUGCAAAUGGUGAGGUGGAGACACUGGAACAAGGUGAACUUCAGCCACAGGAAGAUCCCAAUUGGCAAAAAGAUCCAGACUAUCAGCCACCAGCCAAAAAAACAAAGAAAAACAAAAAGAGUAAGCUUCGCUACACCGAGGAAGGCAAAGAUGUGGAUGUCUCUGUGUAUGACUUUGAAGAGGAGCAGCAGGAGGGUUUGUUGUCAGAGGUCAAUGCAGAAAAGGUGGUGGGCAAUAUGAAACCACCUAAACCAACAAAAAUUAAAAAGAAAGGUGUAAAGAAGACAUUCCAGUGUGAACUGUGCAGUUACACUUGUCCGCGUCGUUCCAACUUGGACCGCCACAUGAAAAGCCACACUGAUGAAAGACCACAUAAGUGCCAUCUCUGUGGCAGGGCUUUUCGGACAGUCACAUUGCUGAGGAACCACCUCAACACUCACACAGGUACUCGCCCUCACAAGUGCCCAGACUGCGACAUGGCCUUUGUGACCAGUGGAGAGUUGGUUCGGCAUCGCCGCUACAAACAUACCCAUGAGAAACCCUUCAAAUGUUCAAUGUGUGAUUAUGCUAGUGUGGAGGUUAGCAAAUUGAAACGGCACAUCCGUUCUCACACUGGAGAGCGUCCGUUCCAGUGCAGCUUGUGCAGCUAUGCCAGCAGGGAUACCUACAAACUGAAGAGACACAUGAGGACCCACUCUGGAGAGAAGCCAUAUGAAUGUUACAUCUGCCAUGCUCGCUUCACUCAGAGUGGUACCAUGAAGAUGCACAUUUUGCAGAAGCACACAGAGAACGUGGCCAAAUUUCACUGUCCUCACUGUGAUACUGUUAUAGCGAGAAAGAGUGACUUGGGCGUCCAUUUGCGAAAGCAGCAUUCCUACAUUGAACAGGGCAAGAAGUGUCGCUAUUGUGAUGCUGUGUUUCAUGAGCGGUAUGCCCUCAUACAGCAUCAAAAGUCUCACAAGAAUGAGAAGCGCUUCAAGUGUGACCAGUGCGAUUAUGCAUGCAGACAGGAGCGGCACAUGGUCAUGCAUAAACGGACCCAUACUGGAGAAAAGCCUUAUGCCUGUAGCCAUUGUGAUAAAACUUUCCGUCAGAAACAGCUCCUCGAUAUGCACUUCAAACGAUAUCACGAUCCCAACUUUGUCCCUGCUGCCUUUGUCUGUUCCAAGUGUGGCAAAACAUUCACUCGCAGGAACACAAUGGCCAGACAUGCUGAUAACUGCUCUGGCCUAGACGGUGGGGAAGGAGAGAAUGGAGGAGAAACGAAGAAGGGCAAACGUGGCCGAAAGAGAAAGAUGCGGUCUAAGAAAGAAGAUUCCUCUGACAGUGAGGAAAAUGCUGAACCAGAUUUGGAUGAUAAUGAAGAUGAGGAGGAGACAGCAGUAGAAAUUGAGGCUGAACCAGAAGUUGAGCAAGAGGCUCCUGCACCACCUCCCAGUAAGAAACGAAGAGGAAGACCACCAGGCAAAGCUGCCACCCAACCAAAACAAUCCCAGCCUGCAGCAAUCAUUCAGGUUGAAGACCAGAACACUGGUGAAAUUGAAAAUAUUAUAGUUGAAGUAAAGAAAGAACCUGAUGCAGAAACAGUAGAGGAAGAGGAGGAAGCUCAGCCUGCAGUAGUGGAAGCUCCCAAUGGAGACCUCACUCCUGAGAUGAUUCUCAGUAUGAUGGACCGGUGAUGGAGGAAGACCACACUGGCUGACUGAACUGGCCUGGGCUGUGUUUAAGCGGCUCAAAUCUAUUUUUCCUUUUACCUUUUUUCUUGGCUUUGGGAAAUGCAUCAUUUUAGACCAUUUUACCAAACAUACUGGGAAAUAAAACUUCAAAAUGAUGUUAGAAUGUGAUUUAACUAGAAGUUGCUGUUUUAUGUUAGCAUUACAGGAUCAUGGAACAUUAGGAAAUAUUUUGGAGUCCUUGAGGGUUUCCUGUGAGAUGCUUGAUUUUGUUUUGCUCUGAACUGCAUUGUAAAGCUGGUCCAAGGGCCAUGUUUACAUGCACCAAGUUUUAAUAUACAAAAGCGGGAGCCUUGGCCUAGAGUAUGUGGUAAACCACUCCGGACUUGCCCUUCUGGUUCCCAGAGUCCUUGAGUCUCCUUCUCUCAGUAGUGUUUUUAACUGUAAAUGCAGACUAGGGAGGGUUCUAGACUUUUAAAAUGUUUCUGCUUUUCCCCACUGACUAGCUCUGGUUCUCCAAGUCGGCUGCACACGGUAGUUUUGGCAUGCUCCAACUGGUUUCUGUCCUUAAUAUGCUUUGCUUUCUGCAAAGCAUUUCUGUAAUGGUCAAGCUUGUAAAUAACUUUUUUUUACAUUUUAAUCUUUUUCCAUUAAUUAAAAGGUAUGCAAAAAUACAGUUUAAAUAAACCCCAGUAUUUUAAUGCCUUUCAAACUAAGUGACGAGAAUUGAUAGAGUGUAAAUGUUGGAAAAGCUGUUGAUAACCAAUCAUGUAGAGAAGAGACGUACCCAGGCUAUUGCUUGCAGAACGAGAGAAACCCACAUCUGAAAUCUGGUUUUGAAGCACACAAAACUGGCAUUUGAAACAAGUAUAAUUAACCUUCUUUUUGAGUUAUAAUUUCACAACUACAUUUCCUUUGCUCUAUCUUGUAGUUGUAUUUUGUGUUUAUGAAUCCUUUGUUAAGGCAGAAGUGGUGAUUUAUAAGUGGGUCACUGCAGCCCUCAAAACCUGGGCCAGGAAAUUUUAAUAGGUCAGUAAUUAUACAAUUUUGGAUCUCUGAUAAAGACGAAAAGGAAUAAUGUGAAAUACAAAUGAUGCCUGUAUAUGAACUGUCACAUGUUAAAAUAUGUAAGCUUUUUAUAGAGCCUCAGUCUUGCUGAUUUCAAACAAAUUUUUCUUCUAUGUAUCGCUUUUAAGAGAGCUAUCAGUUUAGCUAUCAGACUCUAGGUUGAUGCAUUUUUGUACUUAGCUGUACUGUGUGAUAUUUUUCAUUAUUUUAGGAAGCCAACAUGGGAAAAAAUACUGUUAUAAAAUAUGUAAUGGGGUUUGAAAGCUGGGAAGGAGAAUAUACUGCUGUACAGCUAAUAAAUAAUAAUGGAUUAACAUGUGUA